Molecule: messenger RNA, 570 nt
Organism: Mandrillus leucophaeus (drill)
Lineage: Eukaryota; Metazoa; Chordata; Mammalia; Primates; Cercopithecidae
Gene: ATP11AUN
Product: ATP11A upstream neighbor
Exons: 4
Coding region: 1-570 (189 amino acids)
Source: RefSeq, a predicted model, not a curated record
AUGAACUCACCAGAGGCGUCCUGGGUUGCUCAACACAGAGACUCUUACCCAGGGUGUCAGCCUCUGAAAGAUACACGUGCCUGGGCCUCUUUCCUGAAGAUGGACCCAGCAGGUCUGGAGGGAGGGCCCUGUGAUGCACCCUGUGAUGAGCCGCUGAUCCGAGCCGCGUGGAACCUCAGCGGGGGUGUGAGCUAUCAGGAACCUGCCGCUGGACUGCAGCGACCAGGAGAACACGGGUUCUGUGCAUCCGACGGCGGGGACCAAGCACUGGGGUCUCUCUGCUCCCUGAUACUAACCACGCCCACCAGACCAUCUUCCCUUCGGCUGGAGGAAGAGGUGGACCUGGACCCUGGACGAGGCGGGAAAAUCAGGGAGACCCAGCAGGAUGGGUUUCCUCAUCAGAAAAACCGGAGCAGUGGAGCCCCGCACUCAUGCUGCCGUCCGUUUACAGAAGUACACAGGGAUACCCUAUCAUCUUUACUUUGUUGGAGAGGAGCUGUAAUAGUCUAUGUUAAAGUUACUGUUCAGACAAAGGAUUCCAACAAAUUGCUUUCACUACUUUAUUGGUAA